CGGAAAUUCUUUGUAUAACUGCGAGCAACUCACCUCAUCCAUAUUCACGAUGAUGCAUUGAAAGCCCAGCGAUCUCGCUGUCUAGAGUACGGCUUUACAUCACACCUCUAUAACCAACAAGAACCAUUUCAUGUCUUCGAAUCCCUUCCACGACCGGCCCUAAUUGAACCAACCAACCCAUCAUGUUCUCCGUCAUCAUCCCCGGCCGGCCAUGUCUGACCGACAUCGUCGCAGUGGACGGCCAACCGAACGGCCAAGCCACCAAAUACGCCUUCACCUUCCCGCAGAACCCGUCCUUCACCGAGCUCGUGGUCUUCUUUCUCCCGGGCACCGUCCUGCCCCCAGACACCGCCGCAGCAAUCUACAUCCAAUUCCCGGACUCCGCACAAUUCCGCUUCAUCGGCGCCCUAGCCAACGAGCGUCCCUCCGCCGUCUUCAAAGUCCACCCACCUUCCUCCUCACAGCAGCAACGCACCGAAGCACAAGAUGAAGACGAGAUGCUGGACGCAGGCGGGUCGGCGGCCACGGCGACGGUGACACUGGGCAUCUCCAUUGAGCCCGUCCAGGCCGUUGCGCCGCAGCUCGCCGCGCUGGAAGCGGAGAGUUCCAGCAGUGGCGGUGCAUUGGAGCUGGCGCGCUCGUCGCGCAACAUCAGCCCCAUCAGCACGAAGGUCCUGGCGCAGCGCAUCAUCGGUAAUGCGUUUAAUUUCCUGGCUAGCUUUGCGUCGUCCGAUAAAGGUCAGGAUGUCGUCCCGUUGAAGAGUUUUCAGGAUUGGUGGAAGAAGUUUGAGAGGCGCGUUGAUAUGGAUCCUACGUUUUUGGAGCGUGAGGAUCCUACGGCUACGGGGUGAUUUUGGGGGUUGUGUUCGAGUAUGUGUGCCGUGGGAGUGGUACUGGGUUAUAUCUUUCGGGACUUGAGCGGUGGAGGGCUUUAUAUGUUUGUGUGUGUAUGUGCUUAGCUAUUUCCAGAUACCAACGCGCUUCUGUGUAGCAAUGAUACCUAUCUAUACAUCUCAU
Molecule: messenger RNA, 1017 nt
Organism: Aspergillus homomorphus CBS 101889
Lineage: Eukaryota; Fungi; Ascomycota; Eurotiomycetes; Eurotiales; Aspergillaceae
Product: OPI10 family protein
Exons: 1
Coding region: 183-851 (222 amino acids)
Biological process (GO): protein import into nucleus
Cellular component (GO): cytosol; nucleus
Molecular function (GO): nuclear import signal receptor activity
Source: RefSeq, a predicted model, not a curated record